AUGAAGGUGACCAUAAUCUCCAGGAAAUACAUCAAACCUUCCACCCCAACCCCUCCAAACCUCAGACGCUACAAACUAUCCGCCUUAGAUGAGAUCAUACCACCCAUGAACAUGAGCCUCAUUCUCUUCUACCCUCAAAACCCCAAACCCGACCCGAAAAAACCCGACCCGCAACAAACCCUCCCUCAUAUCCUCACCCGAUUCUACCCUUUCGCCGGACGCUACCUCCAAAACGACCUCUCGGUCGACUGCAACGACGAGGGUGCCGAGUUCGUCGAGGCCGAGCUCCCCGGCCUUGACCUCUCGACCUUCCUCUCAAAAAUCGAGAACGACGAAAGCCUCGACUGCCUCCUCCCCCGGACGACCUACGACGUCGACAAGCCCGACGACCCGAUACUCUCCGUUCAAAUCACGAAUUUCCCAAAAUGCGGCGGUUGGGCACUCGGCAUAAGCCUCUCGCACCGAAUCUCCGACGCGUCCUCCCUCGGGACGUUCGUCUCCGCAUGGGCCCAUGCGGAGAAGAAAACCGUCUUCCCGACUUUCGACGCACCGUCGAUUUUCCCCGGCACGGGCCUCGCGCCGGAAUUCGAGCCGCCGCGGAGCGUCGCGGUCCGCCGGCUCAGGUUCGGGCGGGAGGCUGUGUCCCGGUUGAGAUCCGAGCUCCGGAGACCGGAAACUACUCGGGUGAGGGUCGUGAGCGCGGUCGUGGCCAAGGCGUUGUUGAAAAUCGAGCUCGCGAAAAACGGGAGGGCUUGCUACUUGGGGCAAGGGGUGAACAUGCGGCCGAGGACGGUCCCGCCUCUCGGGAGCCACGCGUGCGGGAAUUUCGUGUACGAGGCGGUGGUGAGGUGCAUGGAGGCCGGCGGCACUCGGGAGCCAGGGCUCGACGAGUUGGUUCGUGUGGUCGGGGGAUCGAUAGAGAAGGCGGUUGAGGAAUGUGGAAAGAUGAUGCGGUUGGAUGGAGAGAGGCGCGUGGAGAUGGUGAGAAGGCCGUUGGAGAAGAUGUUUGAGACGUUGGCGAGUGGGGAUAACGUGGCGAUGUGGUUUACGGAUUGGAGCAAGUUUGGGUUUUACGAAGCGGAUUUCGGGUGGGGGAAGCCGGUUUGGGUGCGGGUGGGGAAGGUGUGUACGGAGAAUCUGACGAUACUUAUGGAGGAUAGAGAGGGCGGGGGAAUUGAGGCGUGGGUGCAUCUAAGCCAUGAGGACGUGCCUGCCUUUGAGAGUGAUGAUGAUAUCAAAUUGUUCUUAGUUGCCUAG
This is a messenger RNA of Striga asiatica, 1257 nucleotides long. The record is from the annotation of a GenBank genome assembly. Lineage: Eukaryota; Viridiplantae; Streptophyta; Magnoliopsida; Lamiales; Orobanchaceae.